AUGGAGCCUGUGACCGAACCACUGCUGCUCAUGUUGCUACUUCUGAGGUUAGACCACUACACUACCUCCACUGCUGCUGCCGCCAAGGUGAGUCCCACAUUUACCGCACACACGUGAGUGCAUUCGCCAUUCGGACACACCGUCACACUCUCAUUGGUAUCUAGAACUAUGGAAGCACUGCCACGAGUGGUCAGGGAGCAGUGGGCAUUGGACACACAAUACAAAUCCAAUCAAAAUGUAUUGGUCACAUACACAUAUUUAGCAGAUGUUAUUGUGGGUGUAGUGAAAUGCUUGUGAUCCUAGCUCCAACAGUGCAGUAGUAUCUAACAAUUCAGCAGUAGUAUCUAACAAUUCAGCAGUAGUAUCUAACAAUUCAGCUUGACUUGUUUGGCCUUGUUUUGUUGCUGACUGUUUUGGAAAUGUUAAAGUGUUGUUGUGUGGUUUGGGGAUUUUGGAUGGUAUAUUGUAUUAUGACUUUGUGCUGUGUUUCAGGGGUUGGCUCUAUGUGGUUUUGAAACAUAACUAGCAUGUUUUGUGCGUGUCAUGUCUGAGCUUUGUGGUUUCUCUGAGUAGCGCCCGGGUACUGUUGCAUGCUGGGUAGAUGAGAUCAGAUGAUGCCGGUCCCAGCAGAAGUAAUUAAACAAAAUCUUCCUGUUUACCCAACGUCUGUGCAACUCUGGUCAAAGUAAACAAAUACUCUAAAAUAAGCUUUGAUGAUGCCAACACACUGUGUGUACCCAGGAGUACACUACUGCCAAAGACCAAGCUAUUCAUCAUGCACAAACACAGUUUUCUCUGUAGGGGGCUUGGGUGUUGGGUUAUAUGGUGGUGGUUUAUUCCAUAGUUAUGUUAUUUUAGUAUGAUGAAAGGCAGGCAGGAAAUAAUAGUCUGACCUCUCUCAACUGUUUUAAGAACUGUGGAAAAUUCCAUUGAUAUGAGUGGAUAAGAGGAUCGGUGAGGGCUCUGUAGGGCAUUGGCUUCAACAUUCAGUUAUGAACAUGGGGAUGCGGCCCUGGUACAUUCAUCAGGUAACUCAGGAACCGUUAUGUGAGUUUAUGACUUAUAACACAGAGUGGGAAGUUAACUGAGAUAAGAAAAGUGUUUCAGUACACUGUUGUGUGUGGUUAUUUGUGUGUUCCUCAGUCCACAACGACACACAGCACGAGGUCUGUGUGGGUGUGUCUUACAAUAACCGCUCUUCUCCCUCCACCACAGCAGAACCGGUGUGACAGGACAACCCUGGUGAUGACCAAGACAGAGUGCCACUCCUGUAGCAUCAGUUUCAACGUGGGCUGUCCAGCAGGCUACAACAAGAAGAUCCCCGGGAAGGGCAACCCGGACUGCAAGUGAGUGGGCAAGGGGGUAAGGGAGGGGGAGAUGAAGAAGAGGAAAGGAGGGUGGAAGAGGGAUAGGAGAGAGGUGAAGUGGAAUAUGGGGGGAGAAGGGGACAGAAGAGGGAAGGGAGUGAAGGAGAAAUGGAAUAGACAAAGGAGACAUCUAAGUCAUAUCUCAUGUCUCUGCUUGACAUAAGACAAAACCAGAUGUUGUACAGAGCAUUGUGACUACUGUAGUACUAUAUCCUACACCAGGUAUCUCCCAGUAAUAUGUAAUCUCUCUCUCUGUAGGUACCGUGUGAGUCCCAUGGCCAGUCUGGUGCUGUCCAUCAAGGGCUGUUCUCAUGAGUGUUACAAGCAGGUAGAUGAGCCCCGGUGCUGUCCAGGGUACUGGGGACCAGACUGCAUCGGUGAGUAAAACAUUACAUUUACAUUUACAUUUACGUCAUUUAGCAGACGCUCUUAUCCAGAGCGACUUACAAAUUGGUGCAUUCACCUUAUAGCCAGUGGGACAACCACUUUACAAAUUGUGAGUAGUGUUGAGUAGUGUUGGAGGAGAGCGAGAGAGAAAAGGAUACAAAGUAGUGGUCGGAGACAUGGAGGGGAGUUGCAGUGAGAUUAGUAGAAGAACAGCAUCUAGUAAAGAUGAGGUCAAGCGUAUUGCCUGCCUUGUGAGUAGGGGGGAUGGUGAGAGGGUGAGGUCAAAAGAGGAGAGGAGUGGAAAGAAGGAGGCAGAGAGAAAUGAGUCAAAGGUAGACGUAGGGAGGUUGAAAUCCCCCAGAACUGUGAGGGGUGAGCCAUCCUCAGGAAAGGAACUUAUCAAGGCGUCAAGCUCAUUGAUGAACUCUCCAAGGGAACCUGGAGGGCGAUAGAUGACAAGGAUAUUAAGCUUACAUGGGCUAGUGACUGUGACAGCAUGGAAUUCAAAUGAGGAGAUAGACAGAUGGGUCAGGGGAAAAAUAGAGAAUGUCCAUUUGGGAGAGAUGAGGAUUCCUGUGCCACCACCCCGCUGACCAGAUGCUCUCGGAGUAUGCGAGAACACAUGGUCAGACGAGCAGAGAGCAGUAGGAGUAGCAGUGUUUUCAGUGGUAAUCCAUGUUUCCGUCAGUGCCAAGAAGUUGAGGGACUGGAGGGUAGCAUAGGCUGAGAUUAACUCUGCCUUGUUGGCAGCAGAACGGCAGUUCCAGAGGCUGCCUGAGACCUGGAACUCCACGUGGGUGGUGCGUGCAGGGACCACCAGGUUAGAGAGGCAGCAGCCACGCGGUGUGAGGCGUUUGUAUAGCCUGUGCGGAGAGGAGAGAACAGGGAUAGGCAGAGGCAUAGUUGACAGGCUGCAGAAAAUGGCUACAAUAAUGCAAAGGAGAUCGGAAUGAAAUGAACUAAACAUCUGGGAAAGGAGAGAGCGGGGCCUCCCUCGCCACAACACCCAAAUAUAACUCUCCCAACGUCCACCUCAGAAACUAUAAUUGUUGUAAACUACAGCGGUUCAAUGUUUUCUAGGAAUAUACUAACUUAGUUUAUUCAGCUAGCUAACUAGGUACAGUAUUCUUCCGUGAAAAUCGUCCAGGGCACCUAGUCAUAAGACGCCACAGCCAGCUAGCAUGCCGGACUCCAACAACACGGUUUAGCACCAAUACUCGGCCACAACAAACCACCAGUGUGUCAACACGCCAAGCAGAUCGUUCGUGUCCGUGUCUAACGUUGUGUGUUAGUCCCGACAGCUUGAGCGAGUCCGUCGUCAACUUAUUCAGCCAGUUAGUUAGCUAGAAUAGUUAGCAUACUAGCUAGCCAUUGCUUUCAGACAAAGAAGAAACCCCUCCUUUCACAGCACGAACACACAGAGAGAGCAAAACUAACGUUAACUAGUCACCCAUGUCCCGAAUUCCUUGAACGACUCUAGCUACCAAUAUGUAAAAAUAAAACACAAAUGUAGGUUAUGACUUACCCCUAGCAGCUACUGUUAGCUAGCCAAGUGCAAAGCUAGCCACUGAAUUGACUCAGCCAGUUCGAGCAUCACAAUGCAUCACAAUGCAUCCAAUACUGUAAUCACUCACUGCUGCUCAUCAAUGAGUCACCAAGCCGCAUUGAUGAGGAAAGCAACACAAGAUGAAAAGGCAAACCAUUUUGGGGGUGGUAACAUCAUUUCUGAAAUCCCUAUUUAACCACAGAUGCUCCCUUUUCAAAGGCUUGCUUUGAAACAUUGAGUUGAAACUGUUCAGAGGGUUCUCGUAUUGCUCAUGUUUUGGUGGUUCUGUGGGGACUCUGAGGGAAUGUUUUGAUAGAAAGAGUUCAGACAUGUACUUGACUGCUACAGCCACUAAAUCCCAGUGCUGAGUGCUGUGUGACAAAAAAACAGAAGGAAAGUGCUCGCAUCCCUCCUAAGAGAGGAAGAGUGGAAAGAAAGUGCCCUGUUUCUGAAAGAAAUAGCUACAGGGGAACAAAUGCACAGAACACAAAGCCGUCCAAAGUAGGAAAGUGUGUCAGAAGUGUCCUGUGCGCACAGGCAGGCCAGGACGACGCACAUUGUGAGCCAAGUGUCUGUACUGGGUGCAGGAUGCAGGUUAGGCCUUUCGGAGCAGGGGACUCGCACACUUCCUUCCUCCCAAUUAGGGCUCAUCGUCAGCGGGCCCCUGUCUUCCAGGAAUGUGCUGACACCCGGAGAGCACUGAGUCCAGGCUUCCUCUCUCUAUCUCUUUCGUUCCUGUCAUAGACCCCUCUUAUCCCCCUCCCUCUCCCAGCUCUUCUCCUCUCUCUCUCCCUCUCCUCCUCCUCAUCUCCUCUCCUCCUCCUCGCCUCUCUCUCCGCUCUCCUCUGCUCGUCUUCCUCUCUCAUCCGUCUCGUCUCUCUCUCCUCUCUCCACUCUCUCCUCCUCAAUCUCUGUCUUCUCUCUCUCAGUCUCCUCUCUCUCUCUCUCUCUCUCUCUCUCUCUCUCUCUCUCCCUGUAUGUCGACUGAAUUACUCUCAUCACUUGUUGUGCAACAAUGUUACCUUUUAGGUACAACAUACCCACAUUAGAAGGUUAUCAUUCAUUAAAGUAAACAUUGGGGAAACAUUGAAUGAUAUUAUUACAAUUGAGUGACAUCUGCUCAGAAAUGGUGAGUGAGUGAGAAUCUGCUGACGAAAACAACUGCCUUCCUAGAGUCUGCUGAUUGUAAGGAGACCCUUGGCAACACCCUGUGAAUGCUUGUGUGUACAUUGUGUGUGUAUCUUGAGGGAAGGAAGGCGAUGAGUGAUGUUGGGUCAUACUGAUAAGAGAGGCACACAGGAGAGAGUAAAAAGGAAAGAGAAGGAGAGAGAAUGAGGAGAGGAGUAGAGGAAGUGGAGAUGGGGUGAAGAGGUGAUGGGGUCUUUAAGUGAAGUGUAACACGUCUGCUUACUCAGAUCCCUGGAGACACAGCUGUCAUAGCAUUACAUCCAGGCUAUUGUCAAGUCACGUGCUCUCCUGGACAUUGGAACAAUACAUUACUGAAGCCCAUUCGGUUUCCAAUCACUGUUUCAUUGAGAUUGGUUGUCCAUCUUUCUGUUGAUAUGAGACUGAUGUGAAUGGUACUGUCUUCCUGUCACAGAGUGCCCAGAGGACGCAUUGAGACCCUGUAGUAAUAAUGGAGUGUGUUCUGAAGGCAUGGGUGGCAACGGGACCUGCAGCUGUAAGGUACUGGAUGAUGAUGCAGAGACACACACAUACAGUGGGGAAAAAAAGUAUUUAGUCAGCCACCAAUUGUGCAAGUUCUCCCACUUAAAAAGAUGAGAGAGGCCUGUAAUUUUCAUCAUAGGUACACAUCAACUAUGACAGACAAAUUGAGGAAAAAAAUCCAGAAAAUCACAUUGUAGGAUGUUUUAUGAAUUUAUUUGCAAAUUGUGGUGGAAAAUAAGUAUUUGGUCACCUACAAACAAGCAAGAGUUCUGGCUCUCACAGACCUGUAACUUCUUCUUUAAGAGGCUCCUCUGUCCUCCACUCGUUACCUGUAUUAAUGGCACCUGUUUGAACUUGUUAUCAGUAUAAAAGACACCUGUCCACAACCUCAAACAGUCACACUCCAAACUCCACUAUGGCCAAGACCAAAGAGCUGUCAAAGGACACCAGAAACAAAAUUGUAGACCUGCACCAGGCUGGGAAGACUGAAUCUGCAAUAGGUAAGCAGCUUGGUUUGAAGAAAUCAACUGUGGGAGCAAUUAUUAGGAAAUGGAAGACAUACAAGACCACUGAUAAUCUCCCUCGAUCUGGGGCUCCACGCAAGAUCUCACCCCGUGGGGUCAAAAUGAUCACAAGAACGGUGAGCAAAAAUCCCAGAACCACACGGGGGGACCUAGUGAAUGACCUGCAGAGAGCUGGGACCAAAGUAACAAAGCCUACCAUCAGUAACACACUACGCCGCCAGGGACUCAAAUCCUGCAGUGCCAGACGUGUCCCCCUGCUUAAGCCAGUACGUGUCCAGGCCCGUCUGAAGUUUGCUAGAGUGCAUUUGGAUGAUCCAGAGGAGGAUUGGGAGAUUGUCAUAUGGUCAGAUGAAACCAAAAUAUAACUUUUUGGUAAAAACUCAACUGGAGGACAAAGAAUGCUGAGUUGCAUCCAAAGAACACCAUACCUACUGUGAAGCAUGGGGGUGGAAACAUCAUGCUUUGGGGCUGUUUUUCUGCAAAGGGACCAGGACGACUGAUCCGUGUAAAGGAAAGAAUGAAUGGGGCCAUGUAUUGUGAGAUUUUGAGUGAAAACCUCCUUCCAUCAGCAAGGGCAUUGAAGAUGAAACGUGGCUGGGUCUUUCAGCAUGACAAUGAUCCCAAACACACCGCCCGGGCAACAAAGGAGUGGCUUCGUAAGAAGCAUUUCAAGGUCCUGGAGUGGCCUAGCCAGUCUCCAGAUCUCAACCCCAUAGAAAAUCUUUGGAGGGAGUUGAAAGUCCGUGUUGCCCAGCGACAGCCCCAAAACAUCACUGCUCUAGAGGAGAUCUGCAUGGAGGAAUGGGCCAAAAUACCAGCAACAGUGUGUGAAAACCUUGUGAAGACUUACAGAAAACGUUUGACCUGUGUCAUUGCCAACAAAGGGUAUAUAACAAAGUAUUGAGAAACUUUAGUUAUUGACCAAAUACUUAUUUUCCACCAUUAUUUGCAAAUAAAUUCAUUAAAAAUCCUACAAUGUGAUUUUCUGGAUUUUUUUUCCUCAUUUUGUCUGUCAUAGUUGACGUGUACCUAUGAUGAAAAUUACAGGCCUCUCUCAUCUUUUUAAGUGGGAGAACUUGCACAAUUGGUGGCUGACUAAAUACUUUUUUUCCCCACUGUAUAUGCAAGUAAACACACAUGUGCACACAUACACGCACACACACACACAUGCACGCACACACACACACACACACACACACACACACACACAUACAUACAUACAUACAUACAUACAUACAUACAUACAUACAUACAUACAUACAUACAUACAUACAUACAUACAUACAUACAAACAUACAAACAUACAUACAUACACAUGCACACACACACAAACACAGAAUGGUCCAUCACUGUGUUUGUCUUCCUCAGCCUGGCUUCGUGGGAACUGCGUGUGAAGACUGUGCAGAUAAUCUUUACGGCUCAACCUGUAGUUCUGGUAACCAACUCGGUCCCAUUCUUUAAGAUUAAGAUUCUUUAUCUACCCCAUUUUGUGACUGCCCCAUGCACCUAGAGAUACAGUCCAUGUUGGUGCCAUUUGUAAUAUCAACCUGUUUCUCUCUCUCUUCAUCCCAUCAUUCUCCACUCCCCGGUCCAUCAGCCUGCACUUGUGUACAUGGCCUGUGUAAUGCUGGUAUCCACGGUGAUGGGAUAUGCACCUGCUUCUCUGGGUAUAAAGGGCCAAAAUGUGAUCUGGGUAAGAGAACCAGUGGUCUUGCAUGCUUAUGACAGGUCUUACAAUGUGUUAGAACUGUAUCAUAAUGCAUUAUACCUGUCGUGUGCUGCAGCAUUAACUCCCUGAUCUAUAGCCUACCUGUGUGUAUUCAUCCAAUGAUAACUUGCUCACACCCUAAUAACAGCACGUGGAUCUGUCAUCUCUGUCAUCUCUCAGAGCUGCCGGAGUGCUCUUCUCUGCUUUGUCCACAGAACACUCGCUGUAUGCAGGGCACACUUGAUGGGUCACUACGCUGUCAAUGUCUACCUGGCUACCAAACCUCUGGAGAUCAAUGCAUAUGUGAGUGACAGCAUUGGCUGUGUUCCUAUUCUCUGUAAUGGGGCCUUAUGGCCUUCCAGCUACUAACAGCCUGGUACUAAGUGAGUUAUGUAAUAGUUUUGAUGUGUCUCCUCUCACAGCCAUAAACCCGUGCCUGCAGCAGGUGUGCCACAGCCAUGCCACCUGUGCCCACGUGGGGCCCAACAAGCACUCGUGUACCUGUGCCCAGGGCUACAGCGGGGACGGGCACGUGUGUGUUCCCAUAGACCCCUGUCAAACACACCUGGGGGGCUGCUCUGAUGACACUGCUCGCUGCGUGUACGAUGGGCCAGGGAAGGUGUGUGUGUGUGUGUGUGUGUGCGUGCAUGUGUGCUUUUCCCCCAACCUUUUUCCUAACCCACAUUUGAAAUUAAUUGAUAAUGCAAGUCAAAAUAUAACAUUUUAUUGCUUCAAUUGGUGAUAAUGUGCCAGUCAUUUGUGUUAGGUGAACCUCCCCCUGAGUGGUGUUUUUGGUUUCGCUUGUAGUCUCAUUGUGAGUGUCAAGACGGGUUUGACCACCUGGCAGGAGGGGUGAGCUGCAGCCUGAAGGACAUGUGCAGACCAGACUCCUGCAGCAAAAAUGCCAACUGUUCUACAGUGGAGCCGAACGUAGUAGAGUCAGUAUGUUUCUGUUCUCUUAGACUUUGUGUGUUUAAGGAUAUUUGUGCAGUAAAACCAUCUUUCUUCAAAGAUCGUCUUACCUUCAUUCAUCUCUCUUACGCCAGGUGCACAUGUCACCAGGGUUACCUGGGCAACGGCAAGAUUUGCUAUGGCAACAUCAUGCAGCGUCUGAACGAUCUGAACUCAGAGCCCGGGGGCCAAUGGACCGGUCAGCUCAGCAAUGCCAUCACACUCUUUGGUGCGUCUCAUUGUUUAAUCAUCGGCCAAUCAGUGACUCAUCAAAGUUGCAGAAAAACACCUAUUUUGUUAUGGGACUUGAUUUACAUGCUCUCUCUCUCUCACUCUCUCUAUCUCUCUCUCUCUCUUGCACGCUCUCUCUCUUUUCCUCCUCCUCCUCCUCCUCCUCCAGGUGCCAUUUCUUGGCCCCUGAGCAACUUUGGCCCCUUCACUGUCUUCGUCCCAAUCAACAAGGGCUUCAAAGGAACUCCAGUAAGAUAGACAGUAGACACCCAUAGCCACUGUAGCUAUAUUGGUACACAGUAGACACCCAUAGCCACUGUAGCUAUAUUGGUACACAGUAGACACCCAUAGCCACUGUAGCUAUAUUGGUACACAGUAGACACCCAUAGCCACUGUAGCUAUAUUGGUACACAGUAGACACCCAUAGCCACUGUAGCUAUAUUGGUACACAGUAGACACCCAUAGCCACUGUAGCUAUAUUGGUACACAGUAGACACCUAGAGGCACUGUAGAUAUAUUGCUGGAUAUUUUGGAUAUUUUUUGCAACACAAUACCAAUAUUCUCUACUUUUCCACCUAUAGCUGAAGUGUUUAGCAUGUUUGUUGUAAUAGUGAGUAUGUGUUGUCCUGUCUCAGCUGAAUACUCUGAUGGCUGACCCAAUGAAGGCUAAGUACCUGUGUAAGCUGCACAUGGUUGCCGGGGAGAUGCCCUAUGACACGUUGAACAGAGGGGGCAUCUACUACACUCUGACGGGGAAGGCAGGGGAGACGGUGACAACAGAAGACGUGAGAUACACACACACACGCAUGCACACACAGGGGCAAGCCUCAUUACCAUGGCCAUCCUGAUUUAGACUGACAAAGGUCAACACCGUCCCAAGAGUACCUAAGUGGGCUUCUCAUAGUAGUAGUGUUGACACAGCACAAGACGGUCCAAUGAGAAACACUACUCUAAUGACAGGUCAUGCUGGUCAUGCCAGCAAAAUAACUUGAUGAUCCCCCCCACAGGACAAGCAGCUCAAGAUCCGUAUCCAUGGCAGCAGGAAGAAAGGCGGGUUCCUGCAGUCUGAUGUCAUCGCUUCCAAUGGGAUCAUCCAUAUUCUCAACAAGCUGAUGGACAGUGUCUCACCCACGGUGGAGAGUGAGAGAGAGGUGCACAGAGACCAGACACAAAGGCUGCGUCCCAAACGGCACCAUAUUACCUUUUUAGUGCAUUACCCAUAGGGCUCUGGUCAGAAGUAGUGCACUACAUAGGGAAUAGGGUGCCGUUUGGGACGCAACCAGAUACAUUGUUUACAAUACUUAGAAUAGCAUUUACAGGGCCUGCAUUUGUGUUGACACUACACAUGGUUUUCUCAUCAUUGCAACAAGCCUGGUUGUUAAGUUAGCCUAAGUUCCAUUUUGACAUGACUUGUCAUGUUAUCCUUUCCAGGAGAGUCUGAUGAAGAUUCUAUCAGACUACGGGAAGUUUUCCAAAUUCAAGGAUUUGCUGAUGGUACUGUAUUCUGUAUUCAUUUCAUGUUAUUUUAAUUGUAUUUAACAUAUUCUAGGUAUUAUUCAGAAUAUAUUAUAUCAGAUAUGAAGUAACAUCAACCUGUUGUUUUGAUAUCUUAUUACUGUAUUGUUUUUAUUCAUUUGUAUGUAUGUAAGGCACUUUUAACAAAAUAAAAAAUUGGUUUGAAAUAUGCUAUAUAAAUAAAGUUUGAUUUGGUUUGAUUCAUCUGUACAGAAAGCCAAUGUUGACUCUGUAUUGGAGGAGGCUGGGCCCUCCACCAUCUUUGCCCCCACCAACACAGCCUUCGAUGCCAUGAAGGAGGGACAGCUGGACUAUCUUACCUCUAGUGAGGUAGGGAAUGGGUGACUGCAUGUGCACAUACACAUGCACACGCAUGCACAAUUGCAAACUCUUAUGGCUCUGAUGACACACACACACAUCGUUUUGCAAAGCAUGUGACGUCCCAGACCGUGACUGUGAUGUGUGUGUGUUUGGCUUAUUUUUGUCUGAUUUCAGGGAAGCACUAAACUACUGGAGCUACUAAGAAAUCAUGUGGUCCCCUCAACUAAGGUGAGUGUGUGUGCUAGGCCCACAUGUCAAUCACCAAACCAGAUAAUGUCGAGUCCCUUAGACUUCAGGGCCCGUAUUCAUAAAUUUUCUCAGAGUAUGAGUGCUGAUCUAGGAUCUGUUAUGUCCAGUUAUGUUACGUCUAUAUUAUAAUUAAUUAGAUUACAUGGAUAGGGGAGACCUGAUCCUAGAUCAGCACUCUUACUCUGAGACGCUUUAUGAAUACGAACCCUGAACCCCUGACUAUUCUGUCAAUGUGUUUGCAUACGGUUGUUGUUUUCCAUUGGUUUGAAGUUGGAGGUCUAUAACGCUGUGUCCAGCCCCCGGAUUAGGACCAUGGCCAAUCAGAUCCUCUCGUUCAACGUGACUGAAAACGUAAGUACAUGUGACACAUCAACACAAGAGAGGAGGUAUGUACUGUAUAGUGUGUGUGUGUGUGUGUGUAGGUGUUUUGUCUGACUCUGAUGAAACCCCACAGGGUCAAAUCCUGGUUAACGGCAUGGCUGUACUGGAGGCAGAUGUGGAGGCCAAGAACGGACGCCUCUAUUCGCUGGACGGAGUUCUGAUCCCGCCCUCCAUCGAGCCGGUACUGCCUCACAGGUGUGACAUCACAGAGAACAAACUUUUGAAGGUGAGUUUGAGUGACAGGUUCUGUGAUCGUCCCCUGCAUUCACAUUUAGUGUUUUAGUUUUAGAGGUUUUAUUCAUUAUUAACUUCAUAACUUAUUAUUAGAGUCAUCCUUUAUUUCGAUUUAGUGAGGUAGUUGAUUCUGGUUGCUUGUCCUCAUUUGAGUGUCUCUCUUCAUUGACAUGCUACUACCCAGGGUGACUGUGUCAGCUGCUCAAAGGUGACCAAGUCCAGCUGCCCAUCCGGAGUGUCCACAGUAAGAACCCACACACACUGAAUCCCAAAGAGUUUGCAAAUGUUGUAUAGAGACCUAAGCAUCCCUUUCAGUUGCCUUCACAUGGCUCUUUCAUUAACCUUGUACAGUGCCUUCAAAAAGUAUUCAUACCCCUUGACUUAUUUCACAUUUUGUUGUGUUACAUCCUGAAUUCAAAAUGUAUCUCUACACAAAAUACCUAAUUAUGACAAAGUGAAAACAUGUUUGCAAAUGUAUUGAAAAUGAAAUACAGAAAUAUCUAAUUUACAUAUGUAUUCACACACCUAAGUCAAUACAUGUAAGGAUCACCUUUGGCAGUGAUUACAGCUGUAAUUGGUUGUGAAUAAGUCUCCAAGCGUUUUGCACACCUGGAUUGUACAAUAUUUUAACAUUAUUAUUUUUUUAAUUAGUCAAACUCUGUCAAAACUGUAACUAGGCCACUGAGGAACAUUCAAUGUCGUCUUGGUAAGCAACUCCAGUGUAUAUUGGCCUUGUGUUUUAGGUUAUUGUCCUGCUGAAUUUGUCUCCCAGUGUAUGUUGGAAAGCAGACGGAACUAGAUUUUCCUCUAGGAUUUUGCCUGUGCUUAGCUCUAUUCCGUUUCUUUUUAUCCUAAAAAAAACGUCCCUAGUCUUUGCUGAUGACAAGCAUACCCACAACAUGAUGCAGCUACCACCAUCCUUGACAAUAUGAAGAGUGGUACUCAGUGAUGUGUUGUGUUGGAUUUGCCCCAAUCAUAACGCUUUGAAUUCAGUACAUAAAGUUCAUUGCAGUUUUACUUUAGUGCCUUAUUGCAAACAGGAUGCAUGUUUUGGAAUAUUUUUAUUCUGUACAGGCUUCCUUCUUUUCACUCUGUCAUUUAGGUAAGUAUUGUGGAGUAACUACAAUGUGGAGUAACUCAGUUUCCUCUUCUCACAUCCAUUAAACUCUGUAACUAUUUUAAAGUCACCAUUGGCCUCAUGGUGAAAUCCCUGAGUGGUUUCCUUCCUCUCUGGCAACUGAGUUAUGAAGGAUACCUGCAUCUUUGUAGUGACUGGGUGUAUUGAUACACCAUCCAAAGUGUAAUUAAUAACUUCACCAUGCUCAAAGGGAUAUUCAAUAUCUGCUUUUUUAUUUUUACCCAUCUACCAAUAGGUGCCCUUCUUUGCGAGGCGUUAGAAAACCUCCCUGGUCUUUGUGGUUGAAUCUUUGUUUGAAAUUCAAUGCUUGACUGGGACCUUACAGAUCAUUUUAUGAGGUAGUCAUUCAAAAAUCAUGUUAAACACUAUUAUUGCACACAGAGUGAGUCCUUGCAACUUAUGUGACUUGUUAAGCACAUUUACUCCUGAGCUUAAUUAGACUUGCUUUAACAAAGGGGUUGAAAACUUACUGACUCAAGAAAUGUCAGCUUUUCAUUAUUAAUUAAUUUGUAAAAAUGUCUAAAAACAUAAUUCCACGUAUUUUUUAUUUAUUUAUUUAUUUCACCUUUAUUUAACCAGGUAAGCCAGUUGAGAACAAGUUCUCAUUUACAACUGCGACCUGGCCAAGAUAAAGCAAAGCAGUGCGAUAAAAACACAGAGAUGCAUAUGGGGUAAAACAAAACAUAAAGUCAAAAAUACAACAGAAAAUAUAUAUACAGUGUGUGCAAAUGUAGCAAGUUAUGGAGGUAAGGCAAUAAAUAGUAUUAAUUAGUAUUAACACUGGAAUGAUAGAUGUGCAAGAGAUUAUGUGCAAAUAGAGAUACUGGGGUGAAAAUGAGCAAAAUAAAUAACAAUAUGUGUCACGAUCGUUUACGGAUGAGACGGACCAAGGCGCAGCGUGAUAAGCGUACAUAUUUAUUUAGUACUGAACACACGAACAAAACAACAAACAAACGAUACGUGAAGUCCAAGGUAGACUAAUAACAUACCUAUACGGAACAAGAUCCCACAAACUAACUGGUGCCAACAGGCUGCCUAAGUAUGGUCCCCAAUCAGAGACAACGAGCUACAGCUAUCUCUGAUUGGGAACCACCCUGGCCAACAUAGAUCUAAACGAUCUAGAAACUAAACAUAGAAACAAACACAACACGAAAUAUACACACCCUGACUCAACAAAUAACCGUCCCCUGAGUCAGGGCGUGACAAUAUGGGGAUGAGGUAGUUGGGUGGGCUAAUUUCAGAUGGGCUGUGUACAGGUGCAGUGAUCGGUUAGGUGAUCUGACAACUGAUGCUUAAAGUUAGUGAGGGAGAUAAGAGUCUCCAGCUUCAGAGAUUUUUGCAGUUCGUUCCAGUCAUUGGCAGCAGAGAACUGGAAGGAAUGGCGGCCAAAGGAGGUGUUGGCUUUGGGGAUGACCAGUGAGAUAUACAGUGGGGAAAAAAAGUAUUUAGUCAGCCACCAAUUGUGCAAGUUCUCCCACUUAAAACGAUGAGCGAGGCCUGUAAUUUUCAUCAUAGGUACACGUCAACUAUGACAGACAAAAUGAGGAAAAGAAAUCCAGAAAAUCACAUUGUAGGAUUUUUAAUGAAUUUAUUUGCAAAUUAUGGUGGCAAAUAAGUAUUUGGUCAAUAACAAAAGUUUCUCAAUACUUUGUUAUAUACCCUUUGUUGGCAAUGACACAGGUCAAACAUUUUCUGUAAGUCUUCACAAGGUUUUCAAACACUGUUGCUGGUAUUUUGGCCCAUUCCUCCAUGCAGAUCUCCUCUAGAGCAGUGAUGUUUUGGGGCUGUCGCUGGGCAACACGGACUUUCAACUCCCUCCAAAGAUUUUCUAUGGGGUUGAGAUCUGGAGACUGGCUAGGCCACUCCAGGACCUUGAAAUGCUUCUUACGAAGCCACUCCUUCGUUGCCCGGGCGGUGUGUUUGGGAUCAUUGUCAUGCUGAAAGAACCAGCCACGUUUCAUCUUCAAUGCCCUUGCUGAUGGAAGGAGGUUUUCACUCAAAAUCUCACAAUACAUGGCCCCAUUCAUUCUUUCCUUUACACGGAUCAGUCGUCCUGGUCCCUUUGCAGAAAAACAGCCCCAAAGCAUGAUGUUUCCACCCCCAUGCUUCACAGUAGGUAUGGUGUUCUUUGGAUGCAACUCAGCAUUCUUUGUCCUCCAAACACGACGAGUUGAGUUUUUACCAAAAAGUUCUAUUUUGGUUUCAUCUGACCAUAUGACAUUCUCCCAAUCCUCUUCUGGAUCAUCCAAAUGCACUCUAGCAAACUUCAGACGGGCCUGGACAUGUACUGGCUUAAGCAGGGGGACACAUCUUGCACUGCAGGAUUUGAGUCCCUGGCGGCGUAGUGUGUUAUUGAUGGUAGGCUUUGUUACUUUGGUCCCAGCUCUCUGCAGGUCAUUCACUAGGUCCCCCCGUGUGGUUCUGGGAUUUUUGCUCACCGUUCUUGUGAUCAUUUUGACCCCACGGGGUGAGAUCUUGCGUGGAGCCUCAGAUCGAGGGAGAUUAUCAGUGGUCUUGUAUGUCUUCCAUUUCCUAAUAAUUGCUCCCACAGUUGAUUUCUUCAAACCAAGCUGCUUACCUAUUGCAGAUUUAGUCUUCCCAGCCUGGUGCAGGUCUACAAUUUUGUUUCUGGUGUCCUUUGACAGCUCUUUGGUCUUGGCCAUAGUGGAGUUUGGAGUGUGACUGUUUGAGGUUGUGGACAGGUGUCUUUGAUACUGAUAACAAGUUCAAACAGGUGCCAUUAAUACAGGUAACGAGUGGAGGACAGAGGAGCCUCUUAAAGAAGAAGUUACAGGUCUGUGAGAGCCAGAAAUCUUGCUUGUUUGUAGGUGACCAAAUACUUAUUUUCCACCAUAAUUUGCAAAUAAAUUCAUUAAAAAUCCUACAAUGUGAUUUUCUGGAGAAAAAAAAUCUCAAUUUGUCUGUCAUAGUUGACACGUACCUAUGAUGAAAAUUACAGGCCUCUCUCAUCUUUUUAAGUGGGAGAACUUGCACAAUUGGUGGCUGACUAAAUACUUUUUUUCCCCACUGUACCUGCUGGAGCGCAUACUACGGGUGGGUGUUGCUAUGGUGACCAAUGAGCUAAGAUAAGGAGGGGAUUUGCCUAGCAGUGAUUUAUAGAUGGCCUGGAGCCAGUGGGUUUGGCGACGAAUAUGUAGUGAGGACCAGCCAACAAGAGCGUACAGGUCACAGUGGUGGGUAGUAUAUGGGGCUUUGGUGACAAAACGGAUGGCACUGUGAUAGACUACAUCCAAUUUGCUGAGUAGAGUGUUGGAGGCUAUUUUGUAAAUGACAUCGCCGAAGUCAAGGAUCGGUAGGAUAGUCAGUUUUACAAGGGCAUGUUUGGCAGCAUGAGUGAAGGAGGCUUUGUUGCGAAAUAGGAAGCCAAUUCUAGAUUUAACUUUGGAUUGGAGAUGCUUAAUGUGAGUCUGGAAGGAGAGUUUACAGUCUAACCAGACACCUAGGUAUUUGUAGUUGUCCACAUACUCUAGGUCAGACCCGUUGAGAGUAGUGAUUCUAGUCGGGUGGGCGGGUGCCAGCAGCGUUCGAUUGAAGAGCAUGCAUUUAGAUUUACUUGUGUUUAAGAGCAGUUGGAGGCUAUGGAAGGAGUGUUGUAUGGCAUUGAAGCUCGUUUGGAGAUUUGUUAACACAGUGUCCAAUGAAGGGCCAGAUGUAUACAAAAUGGUGUCAUCUGCAUAGAGGUGGAUCUGAGAAUCACCGGCAGCAAGAGCGACAUCAUUGAUAUACACAGAGAAAAGAGUCGGCCCAAGAAUUGAACCCUGUGGCACCCCCAUAGAGACUGCCAUAGGUCCAGACAACAGGCCCUCCGAUUUGACACAUUGAACUCUAUCUGAGAAGUAGUUGGUGAACCAGGCGAGGCAGUCAUUUGAGAAACCAAGGCUAUUUAGUCUGCCAAUAAGAAUGCGGUGGUUGACAGAGUCGAAAGCCUUGGUCGAUGAAGACGGCUGCAUAGUACUGUCUAUUAUCGAUCGCGGUUAUAAUAUCGUUAUGGGGUAUUGUGUGUAGGCUCAGUGGUGUAAAAAGUACCCAAUUGUCAUACUUGAGUAGAAGUAAAGAUACAUAAUAGAAAGUGACUCAAGUAAAAGUGAAAGUCACCCAGUAAAAUACUUUUUGAAUAAAAGUAUUUGGUUUUAAAGAUAUUUAAGUAUCAAAAGUAAAUGUAAUUGCUAAAAUAUACUUAAAUAUCAAAAGUAAAAGUAAAAAUAUAAAUCAUUUUAAAUUCCUUAUAUUAAGCAAACCAGACAGUUGAUUUUAUUUUACAGAUAGCCAGGGGCACACUCCAACAUUCAGACAUAAUUUACAAAUGAAGCAUGUGUGUUUAGUGAGUCCGCCAGAUCAGAGGCAGUAGGAAUGACCAGGGAUGUUCUCUUGAUAAGUGCGUGAAUUGGACAAUUUUCCUGUCCUGCUAAGCAUUCAAAAUGUAACGAGUACUUUUGGGUGUCAGGGAAAAUGUAUGGAGUAAAAACUACAUUAUAGUGAAGUAGAAGUAAAAGUUGUACAGAUAGUACAGAUACCCGCAAAAAUGAAUUAAGUAGUACUUUACACCACUGUGUAGGCCAGUGACACAAAAUCUAAAUUUAAUCCAUUUUAAAUUCCGGCUGUAACACAACAAAAUGUGGAAAAAGUCAAGGGGUGUGAAUACUUUCUGAAGGCACUGUAUGUGUUUACUGAGAGCCAUGGUCUGUUUUGCAAAUGGCAUCCUAUUCCCUAUAUAGUGCACUACUUUUGACCAGAGCCCUAUGAGCACUGGACAAAAGUAGUAGACUUUAAAGGUAGUAGGGUGCCAUUUGGGAUGUAACCAUCCAUGUACUCUAUACAGCUCUGUGUUUAUUUUGCUGACGUUGCCCCCUUUGUGUAGAACACCUUCACUCACGGCUGUGUGUUCCGGAAUAUACUGGGUUUCAACAUCCCUACGUUUGGCUGCGCCCUCAUAUGCAACAGGACCCUCACGGUACAGACACACACAGACACACAUAAAACCCCUAACCCUAACUCCUAACCCUGAACCUAACCUUAACCCCAAACCCUAAACCUUUAAGCCUAAAAUAUAAAUUUAACAAAUUCACGUUUCUUGUUUUCCUACCUUGUCAGGACAUUCUGGUGACUUGUCAGGACAUUCUGGUCCUGAUAAUGUAGGAAAACAUAUACACACACACACACCACACACAACCUCCCUCGCACCUCGCACACCUCAAACACCCCUCACACACUCUGUAGGCCUGGUCUGAUUUGUGUUUUUCACCCUCCUGAGCCUGUCCUCCUCCCUAACCCCACCUCUACAUCAUCCUCUCCCCAGACACCACUGUGCUGUAAGGGCUUCUAUGGGCCAGACUGCACCCCCUGUCCUGGAGGGUUCAACACCCCCUGCUCCCGUCGCGGACAGGUGAGACACACCACUUAACCAAUUUAUCCCUUAACCACUUAACCAAUCUGACUGAGGAUAAUCUAUGCAGUGAUUGGCAUAAUCCUCAUCUUUGUGUUUAUGUACAGUAUGUAGGUAUUCAUACUGAUUUUCUACCAUGUGUCUUAGUGUUCUGAGGGGAUCGAGGGAAACGGGACAUGUGUCUGUGAGACCAACUUCAAAGGCUCCCGGUGCCACUACUGCUCCAACCCCAACAAAUACGGACCGGCCUGCGACAAAAGUACACCCCCGUCUUAGACAUUCUAUAUUGACACAGGGACAUAUCAGUGUCCCCAGAUGAUGACACGUCUGUCUCAUGUUGAUGAUGUGUCUCUCCCCUUCUGUCCCUAGCUUGUGACUGUAUCCAUGGUGUGUGUGAUAACCGUCCCGAGGCAGACGGGCGUUGUAAGGUGGACUCCUGCCAGCCGGGCUACACUGGCCAGUACUGUGAACGCCACACCCAGGCCUGUGGCCCCCAGGUGACCUUCUGUCAUGCCUACGCAAAGUGUGACUUCAACGGAGGGGCAGUCAAGUGAGUGUGCAGGCUUCACUGCGGCCUUGUUGGGGAUGAUGGUAUAACAAUAGAAUCCCUUUCUCUCACUCAAUGUUCUAAAUUCUCAAGACAACACAGUGUUUUGUAUCCAAGAUUUCCCUCCUGCAAAAGUUUGUUUUAAGUAAAAGGCGUGUUUUUUAUGUGUGUGAAGGUGUGUGUGUAAGCCUGGAUUCCAAGGUGAUGGGAUCACGUGCGUGGAUACGGACCCCUGUGCCCAGCCGAACCGUGGAGGAUGCGAUGUGAAUGUAAGCACAGAAAACACACAAUGUACGAAAACCAUACAUCUCACCAUCAACGUAUUUCAGUACCUUUUCCAAUGUAACAUUUUAGAUCUGUUUUUCACCUUAGCAUGGUAGCCUGCUUGCUGUACUGAGCUGUUCUGACUGUGUUCUCCACUACCCCCUACAGGCCAAGUGUAUAAAGACAGGGCCAGGCUCACACACAUGCCAUUGUUUGGCAGGGUGGAGGGCGGACGAGGAUGAGUGCCAGCCUAUCAAUGACUGCCUGGGCGCUGAUAGAGGGGGCUGCCAUCCCAAUGCCACCUGUAUUUACGUGGGCCCUGGACAGGUGAGAGAGGGAGGUAGGGCAUCAAACUCCCAAAACAGUCUGACUGACAAUGCUAUGUUGUUCGUAUCUUUUCUCCCCUACCAUCUAUCUUAUCCCAUCCAUUCAGAAAAGCCCAAAGACUCCAGUUGAUCCUAUGCAUGUUCCUAUUUCCAAAUGCAGAGCGGCUGUGCGUGCAAGAGUGGUUUCCGUGGAAAUGGGAGGGAGUGCGAGGCGAACAAUCCGUGCGUGGCACAAAAUGGCGGCUGUCAUUAUCUGGUGGGUGCCCACUACUUCUCAUUGGCUAAGUAUUGACCAAUAGAAUCACAGACCAUAAUACUGAAUGACUGAGAUGAUAGCCUUUGACCUCAUGAACUUUGAUCUACUUUCUCUCCUACAGGCAAGCUGUCUCUACGUGUCCGGUGCAUGGAAGUGUGUGUGUGAGGAUGGAUACACAGGUGACGGAGAGGUGUGCUACGGCAAUGUGGGACAGGUGAGCACUUCCUACGUUAUUGCCAAGACAGGUAGCCACAUAUGGCUUAGGAUUGGGGGACUGACAUACCUACUCUGAUCUGAAUAACAAACCUAACCUCCACUGUGUCUCUGUAGGAGUUGAUGGCCCUUCCUGAUGUCACUGAAUUCGCCAAAUGGGUGACUGUGAGUUUGACUUAACCAUUGUCAUUUCUCAUCGUUUUACAGGAGGGGGGUUUUGAGUUUUCCCUGUGUUGUUAAUGCUGUUGUUCAGAUUCUUCAUUGUCUGAAUAAGAAACAACUUAUUUUCACUUCUGACAUCCUGUAUCAAUAAGGAGACAUCACACCACACUCUUAGAAAAAAAGGUGCUAUCUAGAACCUAAAAUAGUUAUUCGGGUGUCCCCAUAGGAGAACCCUUUGAAGAACCCUUUUUGGUUCCAGGUAGAACUCUUUUGGGUUCCAUAUAGAACCUUUUCUACAGAGGGUUCUACCUGGAACCAAAAAGGGUUAUCCUAUGGGGACAGCCGAAAAACACUUUUGGAACCCUUUUUUCUAAGAGUGCAUAGUGUAAGCUUCAGGAACGUUUAGUAAGAUACAACCGGAUAUGGUUAUAGAGCAUUAUGGGUACUGUAGUGCAUACUGCUACAAUCUGCACAAGGUCAUAUUCACAACUCACCAUCACCUUCUGUUAGCCUGCUAGUAUGCCUGUAAGAUGCUGGUCGGAUGGUUUUAGGUCAUCAUGACAUUUAGUAUUUUAUUUUGUCUCCUCCCCUCUCCCAGGACACAGGCAUUUCCCAACUGCCACUCAUGAACAGUCAGAACAUAACUCUGCUGGUGCCGUCCACAGCAGCCACAGACAAGAUGACCAAAGAGGACAAGGACUUCUGGACAACCCAGGGGAACCUACCCAGUAUCAUCAAGUAAGACCUGGGUCAUAUUCAUUAGGCACCAAAUGAAAGAAUAUGGCCUGAAACAGGAAGAGAUUACCUGGACUUCUCUCUGAACCGUCUCUUUUAUUUUCCAUUGGACAACUUUCUAAAACGUUUUGGUAUAGGCAUUGAGAUUCUUCCAUUGUGAUAAUCCUUAUUUCUGAUUAUACCCUGAUAGAAAUCACAUGAUCCAAGGUGUCUACUCGUUAGCUGACCUACGGAACGCAUCCUCCACCUUGCAGCUCACUUCCUUUCUGAAGAAGGCUCUUCCUGUUACUAUUACCAAUGAGGUGAGUUUAGAGGCAGGUUUUAUCCUAAGCUUGAAGUGAACAGGAACUGUGAUACUGUAACACAUGACCUGAAGUUAACCCUGUAUUGUCUGUCAGUCCACAGGGAUUGGAGGAGCCACCAUAACAACCGCAAAUGUGGCUUCAACCAAUGGACUGAUCCACAUUAUUGACACAGUGUUGGUUCCAGAGAGGAGUCUAAGUGAGGGGCUGCUGGAGCUGCUUGCACAGAGGCCAGAGUUCUCCCUGUUCAGGAGUUACCUUGUUGUACGUACAUUAUAAGGCUUCUAUUCUUUUCAUCCAAGCCACACGCUCAUACAGCACCCAAACUCUCUUUUUUGAAGAGAGCACUCUGAUGAACAACCCCAGCCUUAUCAAUGUCUUAUUAAUGUUCUCCAUUAAAUUACUUGUGAUUCCAUAAGCAGCCAUAUCUGAGGACAAUGUCUGUCUCUGUCUGCUCCCUCUCAGCAUCAUAACCUGACAGAGGAGAUAGAGCAGGCCUCGGCGUACACAGUGUUUGCUCCAACAGACAGUGCUGUCCUCGAGUACCUCAAGAAUACCGCUUCGGACACCAUGGUACCUCAAAUUAUUUUGUGAUCUUGUUACACAUUGUGUUUGUGGAUGCGAGUGUGCGUGCUUAUAUAAUGUAUGAACUGUAUAGUACUGUGUGUGCUUUGGUUGUUGUCAGGACCUGAAUACGACGCGGUACCACAUAGUGCUGUCUGAUAGGUUGAUGAGGAUAGACCUGCUGGGUGGAGCCUACAAGGAGACCAUGCUGGGGUUCUCCUACCAGCUAGGCAUCUUACCCAGGGAUGACAAGGUAUUUUUAUUAUGGGAUGCUCUGGGAAUUCUGUUUGUGUUCUUCUGCUAGUGUUGUAUCAGCCAUAUUGGAUGUAGUCUACUGCUGUUUGAGUCCUCUCAAAAUGUGGUGCUUCUUUUUUCUUCUCUUCUCUUCUCUUCUCUUCUCUUCUCUUCUCUUCUCUUCUCUUCUCUUCUCUUCUCUUCUCUUCUCUUCUCUUCUCUUCUCUUCUCUUCUCUUCUCUUCUCUUCUCUUCUCUUCUCUUCUCUUCUCUUCUCUUCUCUUCUCUUCUCUUCUCUUCUCUUCUCUUCUCUCUCUUCUCUUCUCUUCUCUUCUCUUCUCUUCUCUUCUCUUCUCUUCUCUUCUUUUCUCUCUCCUCUGUAGUUGUUUGUGAAUGAGGCCCAGGUAAAUGUGUCAGACAUCCAGGGUGGUAAAGGGGUGAUCCACGGCCUAUCUGCAGUCCUAGAUAUCACCAAAAAUCGCUGCGACAUCCAGCAAUUCAAGACAUUUCCGGUACAGCUUAAUCAAUACCCCUUUCUUCCUUUUUCUAAACAUUUGACAUGAAUUUUCUCAGAUAAUUCUUCAUUCAUCUUUUGUCUGAAGGGAUCCUGUCAAGACUGCUUCUACCCACAAUACAACACCUGUCCAGCCGGAUCUACCCCAAUGGUAUGAUACCUUUCAAGUAUAUCCAGCUACUGUAUAGUGGAUCCAAAAUGGCUAUCAUGUUUCAUGAAUUACUCUCUGUGUUAUGGCUGUUUUCCCUACAGACAUUGGUCAGGAAAAAGUGUAUGUUCCGUCGGGUCUACGAGGGGGAACAGCUGCUCAGCCUCGGCUGCAAGACCAUCUGCAAGAACACUACCAUUGUACGUGAGACACCAGUAGCACCACUAGCACUGUGUUCGGACUGCAUCCCACCCUAUUCCCUAUAUAGUCCACUAUUUUUGACCAGGGCCCAUAGGGAACAGGGUGUAAUUUGGCAUGCAUCCCUAGUCUAGAAUGUGUCACUGGUGUAGAAACAAAAAGCACUGUUAACAUCAUUUGUUAGCAUUGUGUUUGCAUAUUUCUUACACAUAUUCAAUGGUUUAAAUCCAAGAAGAGGAAUCAACAAGGGUCUAGAGAAGCUCUACCUGAGUGAGGGAAUUGACAGGCAGUGAUGCUCUACCUUUACGCCAAUUGGAAGUGAGAGUAGAAGUGUGUCCCUGUGAGUGACUCUAGCUCCCCCUGUAGGUGCGGAGGUGCUGUGGCGGGUUCUACGGGGAGCACUGUGAGCCGUGUCCAGGGCCCAAAGGCCAGCCCUGCUAUGGGAACGGGGUGUGCCAGGACGGGACCAACGGUACAGGGGUGUGCCAAUGUAAGAAGGGCUUCAACGGGACCGCUUGUGAAACGUGUCAGGAGGGCAAAUACGGCAUCCACUGUGACCAAGGUACUGUGACCAAGGUACUGUAGUAAUGUACUGUACGCUCUUAGAAAAAAAGGUGCUAUAUAGAACCUAAAAGGGUUCUUUGGCCCCAUAGGAGAACCCUUUGAAUAACCCUUUUUGGUUCCAGGUAGAACCCUUUUGGGUUUCAUGUAAAACCCUUUCCACAGAGGGUUCUACAUGGAACCCAAAAGGGUUCUACCUGGAACCAAAAAGGGUUCUUCUAUGGGGACAGCCGAAGAACCAUUUUGGAACUAUUUUUUCUAAGAGUGUAGUAAUAUAGCGUCCACUGUGACCAAGGUACUGUCGCAAGAUAUAUCCACUAUAAACUUGCCACUACAAUAUAGAAUCCAACAAUUCAACAUUGGGAUGCUUUUGCAUUACAGAAACACAAUCAACAUCUACACUACUAUCAACAGCAUAGUUUUCUCUCUCUCUCUCUCUCUCUCUCUCUCUCUCUCGCUCUCUCUCUCUAUCUCUCUCUCACUCUCUCUCUCUCUGUCUUUCUGUCUCCGCCCCUCUCUCGCUCUACAGACUGUAGGUGUAAGAACGGCCGGUGCAAUGACGGUAUCCAUGGAGAUGGGACUUGCGAGUGUGAUGCGUAUUGGAGAGGGAUCACCUGUGAUGAUAGUAUGUACUGUAUGACAGUACAUGUGCUGGAGUUGUUCUUAUUUUUUAUUAGUAUAAUUUUAGCUCCUUGCAUUUACUCUUUCAAGUAUGUAUGACAGGGUGAUUGCCUGAUAAGUGGGCCACAGAGCAGGAGGGUCAUUCUUGAGUUGUGGUGGCAUUUCGAGAAAAUUACAUUAAAUUGCAUACAUAUACAGUAUAUAUGUUUUAAAAAGUAUCUACCCAUUCUAAAUCAACUGACAGAGGAGAGAGAUCAGGCCAUUAACCCUUUAACUAGGUCAUUAACCCUUUAACUACAGUGAUAUGAUUAAUACUUUUGCUCACAAUGUAAUUUCCCUUUAUUUAAAUUGAGUAACACCAAUGACAGUUUUUAUUUAGACACACCAAAUUAUCAAUGGAAUCCUCAAAUGUAUGACAUACUAAAAGGGUGUGAUUACCUAAUAUGUAAAAUGUAUGCACACAUGAAUAAAAGCAUCUGCUAAAAGGCAAAUAUUAUUAUUAUAUUAAUAAUUCUAUUUAAUAUAGACCCCUCCCCCAAUAACAGUUUGCAACUGUAGGGCAUGCUCAAGGUCCUUGCAUAUAUUUGUAAAGAGUGAUUUUCAAGGCAGUAACACAAAUUACAUAAAACAUACAGUGGGGUCCGAAGUUAUUGACACCCUUGAUAACGAUUUAUAAAAAAUGACUGUAUAAAUAAAUAAUUCAAAUACUUAGAGUUCAUAGUGUAUGCUUUAAAAAAAUGGGGAAAUUUUAUUAUUAUAUACUAAUACAUUUGCUCAGAGAAAAAUAUUUUGUUUAACAAGUAAUCAAAACAUUUUUUCAAAAAAAGGUAGGGGUAAAAAUGAUUGACACUCCUGUUUUCAAUAACUUUCAAUACCUCACCUUGCUAGGAUAACUGCACUGAGCCUUUUUCUAAAAUGUUUUGUGAGUAGGAGAACACAUUGGGAGGUAUCUUAGACCAUUCCUCCAUACAGAAUCCUUCCAGAUCCUUGAUAUCCUUCAUCUGUGCUUAUGGACUGUCCUCUUCAAUUCAAACCACAGGUUUUCAAUGGUCCAGAUUUUGUGGCCAACUAACCAUUUCUUUGUGGAUUUUGAUGUGUGCUUGGGGUUAUUGUGUUGCUGGAAGAUCCACUUGUGGCCAAGUUUCAGCCUCCUGGCAGAGGCAACCAGAUUUGUGGCUAAAAUGUCCUGUUAAUCAUUUCUGACCCCACUGUAUUAUAUAUAAAAAUAAAAAGCAUUUAAUAGCAUUCUUUGUUUUUAUUAAUCUAUACAAAUAUGAAAUACUUUUUAUUUACUUUCUAGAAUUCAAAUAAUAGACAGAUAUCUCUAAAUCCCCAAAACAUGUCACUACAACUACUCAUCACUACGGGGACAAGACAAUUUGCAUAUCCUAAGUACUUUAAAGAAUACAUACAAAUACAGUUUUGCAGUACAGAGGACUUGCAUUUUGGUUUAUUAUUGAUAAACAGUUCAAUAUCAACAAAAACAUGUAGGAUGUGUAACUUUUUGUCAUUUUAAAGUGUUUUUCAUGGUUGCAAAGGCGAGGGACGCAAAUGCCACGGCACAGGACGUAUCCUACCAAGGGACUUUAGUCCCACCUCUAACAGACAUACAAAAAAAACACACAUUUAUUACAAGUACAUGUUACAUGGGCAUUUGAUCUCACAUGAAUCAUAUCAAUGUUAUAGGAUCAUCUCAUAUUGUGUUCAUGAUACUGUAACAUGACAAUGUAAAAAAUGUAAUCCCUGUUUGCUGUGUUUCAGAGAUCACUAGAGAAGAGAACUGUGGGGACAGGAAGUGCCACACCAGUGCAAUGUGAGUGAACUCACUCUGACUUCAGCUUCCCACCACUCUAUGAUGUGAUUAUGUUGAAAUCAAACCAUUUCAGCACAGCAAGUCGGUGAAACGGUUCUUACAUCUCUUAGUUAUAAACUGUGGUUCCAUCUCUUCUCCUCUUUUGCAUCUAUCUCACAGGUGUGUAGUAGGUCGCUGUGAAUGUUUGGCAGGGUUUCAGGGUAACGGCACUGACUGCAAAGGUAUCCUUCCCAUCACUUCCCAGCAUGCACUAUUAUGCUGGUACAUUAACUGCUAUAAACUAUACAUGACUACUACACAGGAAACUAGGUGUAACAAAGCUGUGUGUGUGUGUGUGUGUGUGUGUGUGUGUGUGUGUGUGUGUGUGUGUGUGUGUGUGCAGCAAAAGAUGCCUGCAAAGACAAUAACGGAGCCUGCAGUCCUCACGCUGUGUGUAAGAGGACUCUCCCAGGACGCAGGCAGUGUGUGUGUAACACAGGAUAUCAUGGCGAUGGGGUGGUGUGUGUACGUAAGUAUGGGUUUUUAAUCUACACACUUUGACGGGUCAGGGGCUGAAAUAAUGUUGAGUUUCAGCUGUGUUUGUUCAAUUUGUUAUCUAGGGUUGGGCUACCACUGAAAGAAAUGGUAAGAAAGUAUUUGUGAAAUGUUAAUAUAAAACUUUGUUUUAUUUUUCCUCAGAGAUCAACCCCUGUCUGGAUGGUAGAGGAGGCUGCCAUGUGAAUGCAGACUGUAUUCACACUGGACCUAACAAAGUAAGUCAGUCAGUUGGUCAGUUGUGUGUGUUUGGUGUCCAUCAAUCUGUUGUAAAAAAAAUGAACUGACUUAUUUCAUGUUUUCUAUCCAGACGUCAUGUGUGUGCAGCCAAGGCUACACAGGAGAUGGGAAGGAGUCUUGUACGGUUGUCAACCUCUGUCGAAUGGUACAUCUCUAAUCUCUCCCUCAAUAAAGUGUCAAUGUAGUGAACAGUGUAACAGUGUAGUGAGCAGUGUAACAGUGUGGUGAACAGUGUAACAGUGUGGUGAACAGUGUAACAGUGUAGUUAACAGUGUGGUGAACAGUGAACAGUUGGGAACAGUGUGCUGAACGAGUGUAAGUGUGAACAGUUGUAACAGUGGUGAACAGUGUAACAGUGUGGUGAACAGUGUAACAGUGUGGUGAACAGUGUAACAGUGUGGUGAACAGUAGUAAACAGUGUGGUGACAGUUUGUUACACGUGGUGCGUGUGUAAACAGAGUAUGUAACAGUGUGGUGUAACAGUGUGUGAACAGUGUGUGUGAACAGGUUGGGUACAGUCGUGGUGAACAGUGUUUGUGGUAACAGGUGGUGAAUCAUGUUAACAGGUGGUGAACGUGUAAGUUUUUCAGUGGUUAACAGUGUUACAGGUGUGAACAGGUGUGUACAGGUGUGAAUCAUGUAACAGUGUGGUAACAGUGUAACAGUGUGGUGAACAGUGUACAGUGUGUGAACAGUGUACAGUGUAGGAACAGUUGUACAACAGUGUGGUGAACAGUUGUGUAACAGUGUGGUGAACAGUGUAAUGUGGUGAACAUGUUGUACGUGUAUGUAAUACAUGUAACAGUGUGGUGAACAGGUUGUAAACAGGUGGUGACAGUGUAACAGUUGGUGAACGUGAACAGUGUGUGAACAGUGUGGGUUGAACAGUGUACAGUGUGUGAACAGUAGAACAGUGUGAACAGUGUACAGGUGGUGAACAGUUGUAACAGCGUGAUGUAUGUAACAGUGUACAGUGUGAACAGUGGGAAGGUAAGUGGUGAAAUGUACAGGUGUGAACAGUGUAACAGUGUGGUGAACAGUUAUGUAACAGUGUGGGAACAGUGUACAUGUGUGAACAGUGUAACAGUGUGGUGAACAGUGUAACAGUGUGGGGAACAGAGUGUAAACAGUGUCAGUGAACAGUUGUUGGUAACAGUGUGUGUAACAGUGUUAUGUAACAGUGUGGUGAAACAGUGUGUAACAGUGUGAAGUGAACAGUUGAAUUAACAGCUGGUGAAGUGGUAACAGGUGUAACAGUGUAAACAGGUGAACAGUUAAGGUGUAGAACAGUGUAACAGUGGUGAACAGUGUAACAGGUGGAAUAACAGUGUACAGGUAACAGUGUAACAGUGUGGUGAACAGGUGUAACAGGUGAAGUGAACAGUGUACAUCGUGGUGAACAGGUAACAGUGGACAGUGUAACAGUGGUGACAGUGUAACAGUGUGGUGAACAGUGUACCAGUGUAGUGAACAGUGUAACAGUGUGGUAGAACAGUGUAACAGUGUGGUGAACAGUGUAACAGUGUGGUGAACAGUGUUACAUCGUGGUGAACAGUGGAUGUAACAGCGUGAUGAAUCAUGUAACAGCGUGGUGAACAGUGUAACAGUGUGGUGAACAGUGUGUAACAGUGUGAGUGAACAGUUGUAACAGUGUAAGUGUUGAGACAGUGUAACAGUGUAGUGAACAGUUGUAACAGUGUGGUGAACAGUUGUAACAGUGUGUGAACAGUUUGUAACAGUGUGGUGAACAGUGUAACAGUCGUGGUGAACAGGUAACAGUGUGUGUAUUUGUACAGUUGUGUAACAGUGGACGUGAACAGUGUAACAGGUGUGAACAGUUGUAACAGGUGGGUGAACAGUGUAUGUAACAGGUGGUGAACGUGUAACAGUGUGGUGAACAGUGUAAAGUAGUGAACAGUGUACAGUGGUGAACAGUGUAAAUGUAGUGAACAGGUAACAGUUGUGAAGUAACAGUGUGGUGAACGUGUACAUGUGUGAAGUGAACAGUGUAAGUGUGUGAACAGUGUAACAGUCGUGGUGAACAGUGUAACAGUGUGGUGAACAGUGUAACAGUGUGGUGAACAGUGUAACAGUGUGGUGAACAGUGUAACAGUGUAGUGAACAGUGUAACAGUGUGGUGAACAGUAAAUGUAGUGAACAGUGUAACAGUGUGGUGAACAGUGUAACAGUGUGGUGAACAGUGUAAAGUGUGACAGUGUACAGUGGUAAGAACAGUGUGUAAAGUAGUGAACAGUGUAACAGUGUGUGAACAGUGUAACAGUGUGGUGAACAGUGUAACAGUGUGGUGAACAGUGUAACAGUGUAGUGAACAGUGUAACAGUGUAGAGAACAGUGUAACAGUGGUGAACAUGUAAUGUAGUGAGGAACAGUUGUGACAGUGUAACAGUGUGGUGAACAGUGUGAAUUAACAGUGUGGUGAACAGUGUAACAGUGUGGUGAACAUUGAACGUGUGAUAAUAACAGUGUGUGGUGAACAGGUGUACAGUGUGGUGAACGAGUGUGAACAGUGAACAGUGGGGAGUGAAACAGUUGUGUGUAACAGUGUGGUGAACAGUGUAACAGUGUGUGAACUUUAAAGUAUGUGAACGUGUAACAGUGUGGUGAACAGUGUAAAGUGUAGUGAACAGUGUAACAGUGUGGUGAACAGUGUAACAGUGUGGUGAACAGUGUAAAUGUAGUGAACAGUGUAACAGUGUGGUGAACAGUGUAACAGUGUGGUGAACAGUGUAACAGUGUGGUGAACGUGUGUGGUGUAACAGUGACAGUGGGUGAACAGUGUAAAGUGUGUGGAACAUUGUAAAAGUGUGGGAACAGUGUAACAGUGUGGUGAACAGGUGUACGGUACAGCGUGGUUGAACAGUGUAACAGGUGGUGAACAUUGUAAAGUGUGUGAACAGUUGUAACAGUGUGGUGAACAGGUGUAACAGUGUGGUGAAACAUUGUAAAUGUAGUGAACAGUUGGUGUAACAGUGUGGUGAACAGUGUAACAGUGGGUGAACAUUGGUGUAGUGAACAGUGUAACGUAACAGGUGGUAGUGAACAGUGUAAAUGUUGUUGAACAGUGUGGUGAACAGUGUAAAUGUAGUGAACAGUGUAACAGUGUGGUGAACAGUGUAACAGUGUGGUGAACAUUGUAAAUGUAGUGAACAGUGUAACAGUGUGGUGAACAGUGUAACAGUGUGGGAACAGUGUAACAGUGUGGUGAACAUUGUAAAUGUAGUGAACAGUGUAACAGUGUGGUGGUCCUCUUGGCAGAAACACGGGGACUGCCACAGGUACGCCAGGUGUAAUAUGACUGGUCCAGGGGAACGCAGCUGCACCUGUAUGGACGGAUACGUGGGCGACGGCAUCACCUGUAAAGGCACUGUGGGCAAGGUGAGUAGGACAGGAGACUACAAAUAGCAGUAAAAGUUCAAUUUGUUUGGCAUUUGUAAGUACACAUACACACACCUCUUUUCCCACUUUCUUUCCCUUUCGCUCUCUCACUCACUCACUCUUCAUUCGAUCUUUGAUUAGUGUUUAUCUUUUUCAUCCACAGGAGCUUCUCACCAGGAAACUGAGGGAUUUCUAUCUUGGGUUGAUGGUGAGUCUCUCACUGACCAAUAGAACACUUUUAUUUAUGUUCUGGAUUAAGUUAUACAUCCUAGUGAGAAAGGCACAACACAAUCCCUGUUUACUAAAAUAUUAGCAAAUGAACUGAAGAUCUUGUUGGUUGAACGUUGUUUGUUUUCAGAUAGCAGAUAUCUCUCUGAAGGGCCGGGGUCCAUUCACAGUCUUUGCUCCAACAGCUGAGGCCUUCGCCCAGGGGGAAAUGGUAGGAAAGUGUGUGUGUGUGUGUGUGUGUCUGUGUGUGUGUACAUGCACCUGUUUCUAUAUGUCUGUGUGUGACUUGCUCUUAGGCAAAAGAGUUUAGGCAUUCCUCGAAGAGAGAGAAGAUGGCCAAGAUGCUUCGCUACCAUAUCGUGUCAUGUCAUACCCUAUUGGCCAGCGACCUGACCACGCCCAGAAAUCUGACCACUCUCAUGGGAGACGUCUUGACCAUCACCUACUCUGAGGUAACCAAUGAGAUUACCACACUCCCAGUGGAUUAUAUUGGUUGCUUCAAUGUCUGUGGAUUAUUAUCCAAGAUACCAUUUAUUAUCAUAACGGAUUGGACAUUAUUUAUAUACCUUGAGACGUAUAGAAGUAUAGUAUAGAUGUUGCAUCUGGUUCCUCUGCUACAUUUGAGGAAGAGAUUCCAUGGUUGUGGUGAGAGAUUUAAGGUAUUCUGUCCUUGUUUCCAGGGUACCAUCCUCAUCAACAACAUGGUGAAAGUGGUGCACAGUGAUGACCCGAGCAUCAAUGGGAUCAUCCAUGAGAUUGACACCUUCAUGAUACCAGAGAGCCUGAAGAAGGCUGAUGUGAUAGAGGGGCCAGUAUGUACAAAGACAGAGACUAUUUGUAAUCAAUACACCUGUAUAAAUCUGUCAUGGGAUAACUCAUCACCAUCUCCCUGUCCCUCUUCCAUCUCUCUAUUUUCCCUCUUUCUCUCUUUCCCUCUCCAUCUCUCCCUUCACAGUUGAACCUCACUGAUGUGGCUGAUCGUAAUGGUUACAAGACCUUCUACAAACUGCUGUUGGUUAGUAUUGUCCCUGUGAAGUUCCUAUUUCCUUUAUGGAUACUGAGAAUAACAAUCUAAAACGUCUCCCAUAAAAAGUGUUAAAGAAGGUGUUCUUCUGUUUCGCCUGCAGGACACAGAUGUGAUGGCCAUGGUGAACGACCCCCUCCACCAGCCCGUGACAUUGUUCCUGCCGUCGGACCAGGCCAUGGCCGCACUGCCCCAGGAGCAGAAAGACUUCCUUUACAACACACAGAACCGAGGACACCUGCUGGAGUACCUCAAAUACCACAUCCUCCGAGACACCAAGGUGUAUGCAGCAGAGCUGGUUCACAUGGAUCCAAUACGGACGCUCCAGGGAUCCAAACUCAAAGCCAACUGUGGAGGGCUGGACAAGAUAGUGAGUAAAACAAAGUAGUGGUGUGUUUGUACAACACUAACAUGCAGAAUAAAAUAAAUUUUGAGGCAAGAAAGGAAGGCCAUCUUGUGGUAUUUGGAUUGACCCAAAAGCCAACAUUUUCUGAGAGAUGUACUUUUCUCCACAGGGUGAAAUCUUCCUCAACGACGGGAACUGCCGAAUCAUCCAGAGGCACCUCCCCUUCAAUGGUGGGAUAGCCUAUGGGAUCGACUGUCUGCUGAACCCACCCAGUCUCGGGGGUCGCUGUGACAAAACUGGAAACAGUCGAUUUCCCGGUGAGUGUGACCAUAUCAUACAGUAGAUAGUCUUUUUUAUUGCUAGCAUGGAAUAAGCUGAUUAGAAUUAUUAUUGUCUUCUAAUGUUUUUUCUGUGUUUCUCCUGUGUGAUAGCUACCCUGUGCAUUCUGCACAUCAUCAACACGCUGCCCCCCUGGGUCCAAAGUCAAGGUAUCUGUUCAUCCGUCCAUCCGUCGUAACUGUUAUGUGAAUAUAACACUUGCAUCUGUCCCCUACUAAAUACUGCCCCUAUAUAUGUAUUCUACAGGAGGUGAAGAAAUGUGACCUGCCCAUGAUAUUGAAUAUGAAUAAAGGCUGCCAGGCCAUAUGUACUUUGGUCCUCUGGCAACCCAAGUGCUGUCCUGGAUUCUAUGGACGUGACUGUCUGGGUAAGAACUCCCCAAAAUUGCCUCAGAUCUCCCUGAUCAUACCAAUACUGCAUCCCAAAUUGCACCUUAUUCCCUUUAUAGUGCACUACUUGUCAAACGUACUAGGGAAUAGGGUACUAUUUGGAAUGCAUCCUAAUACAUAGGACAACAAUGACAGUUGGUGGUGAAAAUCCCAUAAAGAAUGUAAUUCUCAAAGACUAGCUCCAAAAGUCUCAUGUAGUCUCAGAAAUAUGAUUGGCAUUUGUUAAAGGUGUUUGAAGUGAAAGACUACAGAUCUGAGUUGUUUUCCCAUCACGCCUUUGACUUCCUGUUUGUGUUUAUCUCAAGUUUGUCCUGGCGGGAAGUCUUCUCCCUGUUUUAACCAUGGAAAGUGUGAUGACGGUCACCUAGGCAACGGUAACUGCACAUGUGACACGGGUUUCCAGGGCGACGCCUGUGAGUUGUGUAAAGAAGGCCACUAUGGACCGGACUGCACAGGUGUGUAGCAUUCUAGUGUGGAUACCUUAAUCUCAAGAUUUGUUGUGCUACCUUGUGUGAAGAAUUUCAUCUUGAACUUGUGUGGUUUAAUUGUGUAUCAUCUUGAAUCAUUCUCCAUACUGAAUCUUGAACCAGACUUGUGAUAUGAUGUCAUUUUUUUUCCUCAGCAUGUAACUGCACAGAGCAUGGGUCAUGUGAAGAUGGCCUUAAAGGGACAGGCUCCUGUUUCUGUGAACAGGGCUGGACCGGGCAGCGCUGUGAGACACAACUAGGUAAAGAACCACAAGUUACAAAAUGUCCACCACACAAAGGAAGACCAAGAGCCAUCAUCUUGAAAUGGCAGUUUCUACUAUAUUUAAAAUAGAUUUUCUAACUGAUAUUUGUCAUUUAAACUUUGAUGUUAACUGUUCCUGUCACCCUUAUCCCCCUCUCCCUAAAGCGGAGGGUCCAGUCUGCUCCCCAACCUGCUCUCAGAACGGCAUAUGCAAAGACAACAAUACCUGCAUAUGUAGACUUUUCUACGAGGGAGACGGCAUCAGCUGCAUAGGUAAUGGCCUGAGGAGACAACCCUGGAGUACUACAACACACACACACAUUUACACACACACAUCCCACACAUGCAGACACAUACUGUGUAUACGCACAUAAAACAAUAUAUGUACAUCACUGUUGAUCACUGCUUCUCUUCUGUGUCAUGAAUUGCUCCUUUGGCUGUUCCUUCCUCCUUCUCUCCCCCACCCUCUAGUGGCCGACCUGUGUAAGUUCUGGAACGGUGGCUGUGCCAAGGGAGCUAAGUGCAGUCAGAAGGGGGAGAAGGUGAGCUGUACCUGCCCUAAGGGACACUCUGGGGACGGCUUCAUCUGUCGGCCCAUAGACCCUUGCUCCGUCGAUGACAACGGGGGUUGCCACGAGCACGCCACCUGCACCAUGACUGGGCCGGUAAGGGGUCAGCCACGGGGUGCCAUGGGUACUACAGGGGUUGCUAUGGUAACUUAUUAGAGUACUUUUACUUGAUCAAGUAAAAGUUAAAUGUUAUUGCUAUUUGUAAGUACAUGUACAUACACCAGGUCAGCUAUAUGUCUGCUUUAAAUAUGAAUUCAUCUUUGUGUGUGUGUGUGUGUGUGUGUCUACAGGGAAAGAAGAAGUGUGUGUGUAAGGAUAACUACAUAGGGGACGGUGUGACAUGUGAGGUGAAGGAGCUUCUUGUGAACCGUUGUCUCCAGGAGAACGCGCAGUGCCACUCUGACGCCCAGUGUACCGACCUUCACUACGAGGGUACGCCACACACACACAUGCACGCACACACAUGCACACACAUACAUACUGUGCACUCCUCAUAUAGGAGUUUCAUUUAAAGUCUGCAGAAGAAUACAUAGGAUUUAUAUACAGUAUUGCUCUUUUCUAAAACCCAAACGCACAUAUGUGGUGUGUGAUAUGCUGUGAUGUUUACGUUUUCUACCUUUGGUACCCCCCCACCCACCACCCCCCACCAGACAGCACAGUUGGUGUGUUCCACUUCCGGUCCACCAAGGGACAGUACAAGCUGAACUACACAUCGGCCCAGGAGGCCUGCACCGGAGAGGGGGGAACCAUCGCCACAUACACACAGCUCUCCUACGCACAGCAGGUGAGCACACACACAUUAACACACACUAGCAAAUAUACACACAAACACAUUUACACACACAUAAAGACAGACACAUACUAUUCACUGUAGAGUUGCUAGCUAACACUCUGAUGCCCCUGUCUCCAGGCCGGGCUCAACCUGUGUGCGGCUAGCUGGCUGGACCAGGCCAGAGUGGCCUACCCCACCACAUACUCCAACCCCAAGUGUGGCUUUGGUCACGUUGGCAUCGUAGACUACGGCUUACGCAGCAAUCUCAGUGAGACCUGGGACACCUUCUGCUACAGGGUCAAGGGUAAGGGGGGGGGGGGAUCAGAGGAGGGAAUGAUUGAGAGGGGAGGGAGAGAGCGAGAGAUGGCCCUCUUUAUGUGUUUCAAAUGUGUGUUUUAUAAGGUGUUUCAUAAGGUGUGUGUCUCCCAAUCCAGAGGUGAAAUGUGAAUGUAAAGCAGGUUAUAUAGGAGAUGGAUACUCCUGCACUGGAAACCUCCUGCAGGUCCUCACUGAGAAGCCUACCUUCUCCAACUUCCUCUCUGUGAGUAUCUGAAUGGUAUCAUUCUAUUCAGGUUUGUAUGUUCACUCACAAUGGUUUGUUACUGAUCCAGAGUCCUUUUUUCCUGCAGCAAAUCCUGAACUACUCCCAGAUGUCAGAGUCAGGAAAACAGUUUAUGAAGCGCCUCAGUAACCUGACCAUCCUGUCCACUCUGUUUGUACCUGAUAAUACCGGACUGUACCAGAACCAGGUACAAGAACACCCUGUCAGACACACUGACAUGCAUUAUGCACACCCGGACAUACAGUAUGCACCCUCUCACACAGCUACUCACACACAGCCCUGUACAUUACCACCAGAGAUUUGUCAGAUUUGUCCUGUUUGAAAAAUAAAAAAUGCUCAUAAUUAAAAACGUUGUUUUAGAGAAUUUGGCAGUAUGUCCAACCGGCCUCACAAACGCAGACCACAUGUAACCAGGCCAGCUCAGGACCUCCCCAUCCGGCUUCUUCACAUGCAGGAUCGUCUGAGAUCGUCUGAGACCUGUCACCCGGACAGCUGAUGAAACUGUGGGUUUGCACAACCGAAGAAUUUCUGCACAAACUGUCAGAAACCGUCUCUGAGUGCUCGUCUUGAACCGACUUCAGUGGGCAAAUGCUCACCUUUCGAUGGCCACUGGCACGCUGGAGAGGUGUGCUCUUCACGGAUGAAUCACGGUUUCAACUGUACCGGGCAGAUGGCAGACAUGGCGUCAUGUGGGCGAGCGUUUAACUGAUGUCAACAUCAUGAACAGAGUGCCCCAUGGUGGUGGUGGAGUUAUGGUAUGGGCAGGCAUAAGCUACGGACAACGAACACAGUUGCAUUUAUCGAUGGCAAUUUGAGUGCACAGAGAUACCGUGAUGAGAUCCUGAGGCCCAUUGUUGUGCCAUUCAUCCACUGCCAUCACCUCAUGUUUCAGCAUGAUCAUGCACCAUGUCGCAAGGAUCUGUACACAAUUCCUGGAAGUGGAAAAUGUCCCAGUUCUUCCAUGGCCUGCAUACUCACCAGACAUGUCACCCAUUGAGCAUGUUUGGGAUGCUCUGGAUCGACGUGUACAACAGCAUGUUCCAGUUCCCGCCAAUAUCCAGCAACUUUGAGUAGCUAGCUUGUUCAAUUAUCUUAAUUGGCAUGCCUGCUGACAAAGUUGGUGGACUUUAGAAAAAGCAAGCAAUUACUAAAUGUACUGAAUAAGACUCACAUUCCUUUCAAUCCAUUACCCAUAUUUUAGCAGAGAUGCAAAGAAGCCUAUUUAGUUUCUUUAAAAAUAUAACCACCAGUCAGGAGGAUACAGACCACAGGAGGUUGGUGGCACCUUAAUUGGGGAGGACGGGCUUGUGGUAAUGGCUGGAGCAGAAUAGGUGGAAUGCUAUCAAAUACACCAAACACAUGGUUUCCAUGUGUUUGAUGCCAUUCCAUUCGCUCUGUUCCAGCCAUUAUUAUGAGCCGUCCUUCCCUCAGCAGCCUCCACUGAUACAGACAGCUCAAGAGGUAUGCUUAGAUAUGCAGAAAAAUAAACAUAAUUUUAAUAUAGAAUUAAGCAUAAUGAUUAUGGCUCUAGAUCGUAGGAAAAAGCUGUUUCCAGGUGUUUGAUAAAUGCAAAAUUCUCCAACCACCCCCUAGCCAUCCUCACGUACUUUGUGCCCCCUCAGAUUUUUGGAGUGCAUGACUACAACUAGACAUAACCAGAGAAUAGACUUAGGGCUCAAUCCAGGAAGUUCAGCGUUACAGCUUGAUUGAAAUUUUAAGGCAAUAUUCCCACGUUAGCGGAGACUACAUUCACGGUAAACGCUGCAUAUGUCGACUCGAUCGGAAAUUACCUUUAAAUGUCUAUUGCGCAAUCUUUAACGCUUCAGCGAUACAGAUUGAAUAGAGUCCUUACUCACACGUAUAUGAACAUGUAUACAGUCUGUAUAAAUGUGUACACAUACACUCUCCUGUGUUGUGCAGACACUGACCCACAGAGACAUGGAGUACCAUCUCUCGGAGGGCCGGGCCUUGGCCCUGAAGGACCUGACCAACGGCAGCCGUAUCCGCACCCGGCUGGGCCAAAGUCUCAUUGUCCUGGGUAUCGCUGACUUCCUCAACCCCAAGGCCCUGGUGAGACAUGGAGCAACAGUACCGUACACAUCAUCCCUGUACUUACUGUACUGUGUUCAUUCACUCAGUGUACAACGCAGGUUUUCUGUUGUUUUUCAGUCCCCGUUAUAUGAACUUAUUAUAUGUUGCUCUGUUUAACCAGGUCUCCUAGAUUGGACUAAGAUGUUUGAGAAAAUUUGAAAAUUAGCUACUGAACGAGCCUCAUAUACGUAUAUGUAUUUUAUAGAACAGAGAUUACCACUGAAAAUAACGUUUGACUUUAUGAUUGUAUUCUCAGUGAGCUCAAACUUGCCCCUUCCUGAUCUCUCUCUGUAGAGUUCCUCCCGUUAUAUCAACGAUCGCUUCAUCGUUGACUCCGACAUCCUGGCAUCCAAUGGGAUCAUCCAUGUGCUGCAGGGACCCCUCAAAGCCCCAACCCCUCGGAUAGCGGUGAGAUUACAUAAUAAUAAUAAUAUGCCAUUUAGCAGACACUUUUAUCCAAAGCAACUUACAGUCAUGCGUGCAUACAUUUUUGUGUAUGGGUGGUCCCGGGGAUCGAACCCACUACCUUGGCGUGUUACAAGCGCCGUACUCUACCAGCUGAGCUACAGAGGACCACCCACAUAAUUUCCUGUUUAGUUUCUCUCCUUGAUCUCUGAUGAGAUGUGGCUAAAUUACUGGUCCUUGAUCAGAUUUAUUGAUAGUUGAUGGUUAAGAUUAGGACUGACUCAAAUUGUGAGAACUGAUCCUAAAUCAGUUGUUAAGGUCAGGUAUUGGACUCCUGUGUCUGACCUCUGACCCUAUCUGUGAUUGGUCCCCCAGCUCCACGCGAGUCACAAGGCAGGGAUGGGGAUUGGAGUUGUGCUACUGAUCAUGCUGAUGGCUGGGGCUGGGUUUGUAGGCUACCACUUCUACACCCACAAGACCAAACCAUUCCAGUUCCACUACUUUAAGGUGAGUGUGUUUGUUGCACAACAUUCAGACCAGUGGUGGUUAGUGCCGUUUAUGAGGGAGGACACAUUUUUUUUUUCAUGAGCAUGGCCUUAUUUCUAUUAUAGCAUAUUGGAUGACUGUCAUUCAUAUUCCAUUCACCCAGUUCAAUGUAACAUCGAUAGGUUUAGGCUACUACGUGAUACUCACAUUUUCCCUAUACCCAUCAUGAGGUUGUUCCAACCUAGCCUAUAAAUGAAAGUUUACAACGUAGCUGCACACAGGUCGAGAGAAAAUGUAAGUCUAUGGAAGGGGGAGAGAACCAAUAUUCUCCUAGGUUUUGUAUUGAAGUCAAUGUACCAAGAGGAGGACGGACGCCAGCUGUCCUCCGGCUACACCGUGGUGCUACCCUACAGAGUGCUGUUGAGGCUACUGUGACAUGUCCAUAUAUUUAGUAUAGUUUUAUCUAAAAAUAAUAACUUUUUAAACAUGACAAUUUUUAUGAAAUUCACUGAGGAUGGUCCUCCCCUUCCUCCUCUGAGGUCAUCCACUGAUUCAGCACAGCACAGCCACAUCAUUCAACUAUGACCUUUUGUCUCAUUGCAGGCAAUCGGCUGUUUACUGAUAUUCAGAUAUUCUGUUUAUUAAGAAGCUAAAUGUACAAUAAAACGUGGGGAACCUCGAACUUGAUAAUUGACCUUUGCCCGCUUUUGCAGGAUGAGGACGAGACGCCUCCAGACUGUAACCCUGCCAUCUUCAACCCCAGUAUCGUUAACCCCACGUACGACUCCGCCCCUGCCACAAGUGAACCAGUUUCAUCUCAGCUUCCUGUAAGUGAUCCCACCCUAUUUUCUUUGUAUACCAAGCACUGGAGAAAAAAAUAUGUGCAUGAAUAUGAAUGCCAUUGAACUGUGUGUGGUACAAAGUGAAAAGUAGCCACUUUACUCUAGGGAUGAUACCAUAACUCCAGAUGACAUAUGAAUGUGUGUUAACAGGAGGAGGAGGACAAGCACCAGGUGGUAGAGGGUGGCCCGUAUGACCUGCUCCAGGACUGCUGAGAGAGACGUCACAGUCCUCACUCUCCUCUGUCCUCUGGUAAAGCUGGGAGGAGUGCUGCUGCAUGUUGUACACAUGUUGACCAGUGGAGGGCAGCACUGUGGGACUAUUAAACGCUCAAUUCAAUCCAUAUCGCUGAAGUUCAGCACUAUUGAAAUGUAAAGGUAAUUUC
Coregonus sp. 'balchen' is the source of this 38416-nucleotide messenger RNA. The record is from the annotation of a GenBank genome assembly. Lineage: Eukaryota; Metazoa; Chordata; Actinopteri; Salmoniformes; Salmonidae.